GAGAAAGAUCAGGAAGGAAAGAUCGAGUUAAUGACGGUGCGGUGAGCACCUUCGAUUUAAUACCACCGACACCGCGGCCACCAUACACAUCGAAUCAGGACACUUCCUUGCUGCCGAUUCCGAGCCAUACCGAUACUAGGCUAUGGCAUUGUGGUCAAGGAUGUAUGCCACGACCCUGAUCGGAAUCUUUUUUCAUCAUGGUGUAGUGGUUGUCAAGAGCUAUGACGCUACCCAAACAAACGUUUCCCUUGCCGGCCGAUCCCUUAGAUCCGCCGUCUUCCGUUCGCCGAAUCGAAGGUCUUUCCAUCUUCUACGCAUCCAUGAUGGAAGGUCUUCUUCAUGUUGUUCUCCAUGAGCAUGGAUGGAGUUGCACAGAGGUCGCGCAUUGGUCUUGGCUUCAGAAUUUGGAGCGCGAAGCUUCGCUUCAACACACUUCCUCUAUCAGUUCAGUUUCGAGCUUCUAUCGCGUCUACCAUCUUCGCAACAUCUUGUCCAUGUUUCCAUGUUUUUCAUACCACAUGGCGCCUUGGCAAGUGUUCACGCGCGACACAUGUCCACGUCAAAUCGUUAAAGAGCCCCUUAGCAGUUCGGCCUUCCUUCGCGCGAACAUCCGUCUGACAGAUAGAUGUACUUUUCGCAGCCGGUUUUGGUUGUUGCAUAUGAGGAACUUUUUUGACAUGUGUUGCUUCGUAAUCUUUGCUGACAUAUCGGUGCUUUGUGUGCUGGUCUGACUGGUUGGUGUUGACCGGUCGGGAAUGGCGCUGGCAGCGAUAUCGAUCAGGUGAGAAAGAA
Aureobasidium pullulans EXF-150 is the source of this 792-nucleotide messenger RNA. RefSeq lists its product as uncharacterized. The record is from RefSeq and is a predicted model, not a curated record. Lineage: Eukaryota; Fungi; Ascomycota; Dothideomycetes; Dothideales; Saccotheciaceae. The transcript has 2 exons. Bases 222 to 731 code for a protein of 169 amino acids.